Molecule: messenger RNA, 2107 nt
Organism: Phascolarctos cinereus (koala)
Lineage: Eukaryota; Metazoa; Chordata; Mammalia; Diprotodontia; Phascolarctidae
Gene: TXN2
Product: thioredoxin 2
Biological process (GO): cell redox homeostasis
Cellular component (GO): mitochondrion
Molecular function (GO): protein-disulfide reductase activity
Source: RefSeq, a predicted model, not a curated record
GCAGGGCAGAGCCGGAUGCGCCUCCUGGGUGCUCGAGGCCAACCCUCCCAUUUUGCAGAUGGGGAAACUAAGGCUCAGGAGGGCGAGGGUCUCGCCAGGGUCGUACAGCCUGCUCUCCCAGCCCCAGCCCCUCUUGUAACAAAUAGGGAGACUGAGGCCGUCCAGAACGCGCCGGGAGCACCACGGAGGAGAAGCCGCUCGUCACGCCCGCGCGGCCUUCACGUCCCCUCGCUUGCUCGCUCGUCCCACCCACUUCCAGCCCUGACGGGCGAGCGAAAUUCCUACGUUGUGCGCAUGCGGCUCCAGGCCCCGCCCCCCUCCGGUCGCGCGGGAAGUCGGAGGCAGCUGCAGGAAGUGACGCAAGGCCGACCCCGGAGCGGAAGUGACGCUCGCCGCGCCCUUGACGGGCGGGCAAGGCCGGGCCGGGCUGCAGGGGGCGGGGGCGGCGGCAAGAGGCAGAGGAGAGUCCAGACGGCCCGGCUGCCUCCGCUCGCUCGGUCUCGUGGCCGCGCUCGCGCCGCAGGGAGUGUAGGAUGUGAAUGGCUUGCCCUUCGUCGCGCUCUUCUCCCCCAGCGAGGCCUGAUGGCUCAGCGCGUGGUCCUCAGGAGGUUCCUAGCCCCUGUCUUGUUCAGGAAGCUCCCUCGGUGCCGCUGGGGGCCUCUUCCUCCUGAGGUUCUAGCCCAGGGCAGCUCCGGUAGGCCCGCCGCCGCACUCUGUUUGGCCCGGACAUUCUCCACCACCAAGAUCUCCAAGGUUACGUUUAACGUCCAGGAUGGGCCCGACUUUCAGGACAGAGUUGUCAACAGUGACACCCCGGUGGUUGUGGAUUUCCAUGCACAGUGGUGUGGCCCUUGCAAGAUCUUGGGGCCCCGCUUAGAGAAAAUGGUGGCAAAGCAGGAGGGGAAGGUGCUGAUGGCCAAGGUGGACAUUGACGACAACACAGACCUCGCCAUUGAGUAUGAGGUGUCUGCUGUGCCGACGGUGCUGGCCAUCAAGAACGGGGACGUGGUGGACAAGUUUGUGGGCAUCAAGGAUGAAGACCAGCUGGAGGCGUUCCUCAAGAAGCUGAUUGGUUGCUGAGCUGGGCCUGCUUUUGUUUUCCCCUGGGGCCCUCCUAGAAGAACUCUAGUCCUUUCCAUUCCCCACCUGUCUAGCCCCCAUUGGCCCAUCCUGUGUCUGUCUGGGGAAGGGUUCUUCAUCUCCAGCCUUGGGAACAAGGAGCAUUUCUCAGUCACCUGACUGCAGAGGACUGGUCCUUAAGGGAAGUGAUGCUGCUGCUGACUGUGGGAGGGAAAGCUGGGAAUGGGAGCUUGGAGUGUUCUCCUGUACUUGAUUCCCAUCCCCCUUCUCCUAUCCCCCACUGCCAAGCCCACCCUGACCUAGGCCCCAGUCGUGACCAUCUCCAGAGGAGAUUGGAGAGGGACCUGUUUCAGCAGGACUGCUUAAUAGUGGGGUCUCCCUGUUUUGACUGUGAAAUUUUUAUCCUUGUCCUCUGGUCCCUGUGCUUUAUCACAGAGGCUUUAUGACCCUGUGCCUGACCUACUUGCCACAUUCUCUCCUCUGAUGCCAUUUUGUAAAAGAAAAGAGAGUUAUAUAUACGUAUGCAUAUGUAUGUAAAAUUCUCUUGGUGUUUUUUGUAGGUCUGUAAUAAAGAGAGAUUUACUGAUCACUUCUACCUCCUGCUGUGAAGUACAGACCCCAUGAUACACCCUGAAAUUCCCUAGUAACCACCACUGUCUAGGAGAGACUUCCCUCGCUCCCCCUCUGCUUUCCAGCUGCAAGGGGGUGAGAGCAAGAGCUGGCCCUGGGGAGGAGGGGAGGAGCUCCUUAAAGCUCUUUAGUCUGGAAGAACCCUAAAGCCCUGCCUCAGCAUCAGAGUCCUCCAGUUUUAUGAGCCAGAGGUUUAACUGUGGACAAAUUAAACAAAUAAAACCCAGGCUGAGCAGCAGAAACACCUACCAUCCUUCUUGAGAGAUACACUUUAACCCUUUCUUGGGCUGGCCUCUAGUCUUUUCUUAUCUACUUGGUUUCCUACCUUGUUUACAAAGAUAUGUACCUUUUUCCCUCCCCACCCUCGGCUUUUUCAUUAAAUUGAGACUAGCCCACC